Molecule: messenger RNA, 2778 nt
Organism: Octopus sinensis (East Asian common octopus)
Lineage: Eukaryota; Metazoa; Mollusca; Cephalopoda; Octopoda; Octopodidae
Exons: 18
Coding region: 374-2653 (759 amino acids)
Molecular function (GO): protein binding
Source: RefSeq, a predicted model, not a curated record
ACUAUGUGUACAGCGUCGCCGACUUAUGCUGGUGACUGAUUAUUUUAAACUUCCUUAUACAGGUGUGCUGUAAUCUACCUUUGCGCGUGUAGUAGUCUAUCUACGCAUGUCUCAGGAAACAUACAGAACCGUCCAUUGAAGGUAAUCAGAAAUCCCUUAAUUUCUUAAUCAAAAGUCACUGACAAGAACUGCAACAUCUUCAUGGGUGGAGACUGAGAUCAGCAGAGUGAAAGAACAAGAACAAGAACAAGGGAAAAUCAGAAAGUUAAUGUAAGAAUCGGUAAAAUUUCUGUUUGGUUCUCAAGGAUUUCAAGGAAACAGCAGCAGUUAGUGUAACUAAGCAGUUUGACAUCAAAAAUAUUUCAGGAAUACAAUGGUUAAUCUUUGUCAUCAAAAUUUAUUUCUAACACUUUUGCUGGCAAUUGCAGACUGCCAGUUGUCAAUGUUGUCUAGAGAGAGAGAUUACACUAUUUGCAAUAAAAAUCCACUCUACGUAUCCAGAAACUACUGGGGUUAUAUCAAUAUCAACCACAAUAAAUUAGAAGAGUAUGGUAAAUGUACAUUAACGUUGAAGGCCUGUGAAAAAUGUGUGAUCAGCUUGUUCUUACAUGGAGAAGAUGUGAACGGAAUGUGUUCCUCAAAUAUCAUGUGCCCCUGUCAUUUAAGCAGUUUCUCUCCAAAUGUCUAUUCAAGUGAACGCUAUUGCUACAGAAGAAGGUGUCCCCUUAUCAAAAUCGUUGCAACGCCAGCCAACCAGAUGGUACUUGCUCCUUCAUACCAAUCCAACUGCCAGAUUUCUACCAAGUCAUCAGAAAUAUACAUUGAUGUAUGCCAGUCUCAGACUAAUGUUACUGGUGUAAACAUGAUGUAUAAAGUAGACUCAGAUGAGACUACUGGAAUGAUCAGACGGCCUUGGUUUCAUAGAGGAGAAUUUCUAAAUUUUACAAUGUGUAUGCAUUAUGGUGACAGUGCAUUGCAUCUUGGAAUGCAAGGCUAUAUUCAUUUAAGCAACUGCUCCGGAAAAUGUGUGCUAGCUUUGAAUUCUUGCAGCAAUUGUAAAAUACGCUUCUAUAUGGACACCAGUAAUUUGACUGGCAACAAUCAACUCAGAUGUCUGACAAUAAAAAUCAGUGACAAAUUUAAGAGAGGAGAAUAUAUCAGAUUUUCUGCAUUGCAAUCUAAUUAUCUCAACUACACAACUUUCUCCAAAGCAGCCACAUUGGAGAUCUGUCAAGGUAACAUAGAAGGACUGCAACUCAAGAUAUUUUAUGAAGUUAUUGAAAAGUUGGAGACCAAAUUUGCUAGUGCCACUAAUAUAACUCUCCUCCAAAUACCUUCCAACUAUCCACCAAGUGAUGAGAUUUUCAAGUACUAUAUCAAAAAGUCUACCCCCUCUGGUCAUCUUCAGCUAAUCUUGACCAAUUACCUCUGUUGUGCUGACUGCUAUGUCGUCAUUGCAUUUGGAUCCUCAGUAUUUAAUAAUUCUCAAAAAGGUAUACGGAGAGUGUAUACUAGUAAAGAUACCAUCACCGUGAAAUACUUCACUGGCAAGAUUCAACCUGGAUGUGGACUUAAGGCUGAAAUUCGUUAUUUUGAAGAUUUUAACAUAAUUACACCAAAUGCCAAUUGUGGCGCAUAUCAGUUAGUUACAACUUCAGGUCAUUUCCACUUUCAAACUAUUUAUGAUAUUUAUUAUGACUGUGUAUGGGUUUUGGUAUCUAAACCAAGGCAAAAUUUCUUCGAGCAAAUUUACUUCAGUUUGUUUGUAAAUGCUUCACUUUCCAAAGGCAGUCAUGUGGACAUUCACUGUGGAAAUACAUCUGAAGGGCAGAAAUUGGACCUUUUAAAAAAUUCUAAAUAUUACUAUUAUCCUAAUUUAUCUGCUGCUUACAUUCGACUGCAAGGUUUGGUUCGCAACCAAGACAGAUUAAAUAUAUUAUUCAUGGUCCAAAGAAACCAGUGUGCCUUGAACACAUUUCCCUGUAUGAAUGGUGAUUGUAUUCCAAAGAACAUGAGGUGCAACAGGCGCAUUGAUUGCUCUGAUUACUCUGAUGAAAACGGCUGUUCACAUUUUGAAGAUACCAGAAAAUCAUAUCCUUCAUAUUGGAGUUACAGUCUAAUCAUAAUAAUUGUUGUAACAACCUUUAUUAUUCUGUCAUUGUGCUUAUUUUUCAUAUUUGUUUGCAAGAUUCGCAGAAUUCGACAAGCUAACAGACGAAAUUCUGUCAGGGCAAACCACAACCACAUAAGAAUGAAUCUAACGUUUGAAGGUGAGCGAGAUGCACCUCCAGCCUAUGAUGAAGUUAUGACACCAAGCGGUUUACAGGGCAAUUUUAAUUUGGCAUUUAACUGGUCUCACAGUAACAGUAACGAACCCUCAGGAAUGCCACCAACAUAUCAGGAAUAUAUGCAACAAACAUCUGCUACUGAUUGUGUUGAUUCAAGAGGAGGUAAUGAUGAAGCAAGCAGCGAGAACAUAGUGCAACAACCUUUACCAGAGGAGCAGGAAGACAGAUUACAAAGGGAAUCGGGUAAUGGAAAUAAGGACCAAACAGUACCAGUAGCUUUAACAAUAGAUAUAAAUUCAGUUGGAAAUAGUUUAGAAAUUUCCCAACCAGUUUCUGAAGUUAAUGUUAAUUCUAGCAGUUGCUAAUUAUUCCAGUGGCAAUCUGUGUAGUGUACAGGGUGCUGAACAACACAUAACCGACACUGAGAAUUAUAUUAGGAAGCAGUAAACAUGAGCGAAAGACAGAUAGAAGAAUGUAGGAAUGUUGAAAA